Erythranthe guttata (spotted monkey flower) is the source of this 991-nucleotide messenger RNA. Its product is annotated as glutathione S-transferase T1. Lineage: Eukaryota; Viridiplantae; Streptophyta; Magnoliopsida; Lamiales; Phrymaceae. The record is from RefSeq and is a predicted model, not a curated record.
CACACACACACACACAGUAACACACUGCGAUUGUGAGAGAGAGAGAGAGAAGAAGAAGAAAUUAAGAUGGAGCUGAAAGUGUACGCCGAUCGGAUGUCCCAACCUUCCCGUGCAAUUCUUAUUUUCUGCAAGGCAAAUGGGUUAGAAUUUGAGGAGGUGCCGAUUCAGCUUGCUAAGAAGCAGCACCAUUCCCCUGAAUUUGCAGAAAUAAACCCCAUGAAGCAAGUUCCAGCAAUUGUCCAUGGAGAUUUCAAGCUUUUCGAGAGUCAUGCGAUACUUAUUUAUUUGGCUUCUGCGUUUCCCGGAGUUGCUGAUCACUGGUAUCCAGCCGAUGCUCGCAAAAGAGCGAAAAUCCACUCGGUGCUCGAUUGGCACCACUCAAAUUUGCGCCGUGGUUCAGUCGGAUACAUUUUCAACAACACUAUAGCACUAGCAUUUGGUCUGCCGUUGAAUCCAAAAGCAGAAGCCGAGGGUGAAAAGCUUCUUUUAGCUUCUCUUUCGACUAUCGAAUCUCUUUGGCUUGAAGAUGGCCCGUUUUUGCUCGGAAACUCUAAACCUUCCAUCGCCGAUCUUUCUUUGGUUUGCGAAAUCACGCAACUUGAGUUUGCGGAUGAGAAAGAUCGCGAGCGUAUUUUGAGUCCCCACAAAAAAGUUCUGAAGUGGAUGGAAGACACAAAGAAAGCAAGUGCUCCUUAUUUCGAGGAAAUUCACUCGUCGAUGCCACCUGGCAUAGCGCAGCUAAAGGCAUUGAAGGCGCAAGUAAUUAGCCAACUAUCAGCUUCAAAACACUAAGAUGCAAUUAGCUAGAAAAUUUCGAAGCAUGCAUAUUUUGUGAUGCAUGUUCGAUUUUCUCGAGCUCGUAUAAUUGCAUGAAUUUCUAUGUUAGCGUGCUGCGUGUUAUUUAUUAUACAAUGUUGUUUAUCGGUUUCAUCGUACUAUGCAAUAAAAAUAUAUAUAUUUUCUGCAAAUUUGCUUUGCAAGAACGUUAUAU